This is a messenger RNA of Plasmodium inui San Antonio 1, 183 nucleotides long. RefSeq lists its product as hypothetical. The transcript has a single exon. Lineage: Eukaryota; Apicomplexa; Aconoidasida; Haemosporida; Plasmodiidae. The record is from RefSeq and is a predicted model, not a curated record. Bases 1 to 183 code for a protein of 60 amino acids.
AUGAGGCUAACUCCACCCAGACUGAGAAGACAGACCACAUCGAGGAAGAAGAGGGAGCGGAAAAGGACAAGAAGAAAGGGGGACCCCCAGGGACAGCACAUAAUGGGCAAGAGUGGCAGGACGAAAUUAACCGCAGAACAAAACAGCCAAAAGAUCCCCGACAGAAUAGAAACAGGGACGUAA